AUGGCUGACCCAGUCAUCAGUAAGUCUCCAGAUGGUGGAUGGGGGUGGAUGAUCGUUUUGGCUGGCUUCUUGAAUAACUGCCUUUUGGUCGGUGUCACACGAUCCUUUGGAGUCUUCUUCAUUCAUUUCAUCCAAUACUUCCAAGAGUCAUCUAGUCAUGUUUCAUGGAUCACUUCCAUUGCUAUGGCAACACAACAGUUUGCAAGUCCAGUGGGGAGUGUAUUUGGGAUGCAUUACGGAGCUCGCCCUGUGGUGAUGGUUGGUGCAAUUUUAGCUUUCCUGGGAAUGCUUGCAGCCUCAUUUGGACAGAGCCUUCUGCACAUGUACCUCUCCAUUGGAGUUCUGACAGGUUUUGGUUGGGCUUUGGUCUUCACCCCCACAAUGGCCAUGAUCUCCAGAUACUUCAAGAGACGUAGAGCCUUGGCAACCGGUUUGGCAUUCACUGGAGUGGGAGUUGCCUCCUUCUUUUUCUCUCCACUGUUUCAGCUCCUAAUUGAUGUGUAUGGAUGGCGUGGGGCCAUUCAGAUCCUGUCUGCAAUGAUGUUGAAUCUCUGUGUCUGUGCAGCUCUGCUCAGACCCAUCACCAUCCAAGAAGACCUUCUAGUUGCUUCAAGGGGACAUCCUGCCAAUGGAAAGAAGAGCACUGAGUUUUGGAACAAAGUGACCUCUGCCUUUGAUUUGACCCUUUUCUUGCACAGAGGCUUUAUGGUGUACAGUUUUGCAGUUACUCUGAUGACCACAGGAUACUUUGUGCCCUACAUCCAUCUGGUGGCCCAUGGAAAGAAUCUUGGAUUGAGUGAUUAUAAAGCUGCCUUCCUAUUGUCUGUCACUGCCAUCGCUGAGACUAUUGCACGGCUAUUUUCUGGUUGGUUGGCAGAUCUCAAGCUGAUCCGAAAAAUCCACAUGUUAUUCCUCUGGAGUAUUGUCACUGGAAUUAGCCUUCUCCUCAUUCCUGUUGGGAGCACGUACUAUAGUCUAGUGGGGGUCAGUUUUUUUUAUGGCUUCUGUUCUGGAGGUCUUGCCCCACUCUUCUUCUCCACGCUCCCAGAUAUCGUAGGAAUUGGACGGAUUCUCAAUGCAACUGGGCUCUUUCUGAUGCUCCUAAGUAUUGGCGGACUCCUUGGGCCUCCCUUAUCAGGGUUUCUGGAGGAUCUCACAGGAAGUUACACCACAUCCUUCAUGACUGCAGGUGGCUUCAUCCUAGCAGGAUCACUCGUCCUGUUCUUCCUUCCGAGCUUUCUCAUCUGCACAGUGGUCCUUUCUGAACAACAGAGUUGUGAUCAAGCCAGGGCUGGGGAUGGCAGGGACCAUUCUGCACAGGCUGAUGUGACAAACUAUUGCUUGGAGGAAUAACAGGAACUAUUUAUUGGAAUGCAGCUGACUGUGUGCAUCCUAACAAUGCAGUGUUGUAAGGUUCUUUCCAUGGCCAAGCUCUCUUGUUUAAACCAAGGCAUCACAGCUGGACAUCACCAAACGUGGCACAUGCAAAGGGAAGAUUCAUUCAGUUAAGGAGUGACAUACCCCAAGUUAGUAAUGUGAAUCAUUUGAGUGAGCACAUUCUAAUCUGUAACAGAUGUAGUUGCAAUUACUCCUGCAGACAAAUAGCUGGACAAUUCAGCAAGGAAAAUAAUGCAAAUUCAGAGUAGGAAAAGGGCAUUUGGCCCAUCACUUUAUUCAGACUCUGACUAUUACAAUCACAUCUCUGAUUUUGUCAAAGCAAAAAAAAAAGUGCCUUUCAAAACAUCAGCAUAUCCCAGUGCACUU
Molecule: messenger RNA, 1764 nt
Organism: Hemiscyllium ocellatum (epaulette shark)
Lineage: Eukaryota; Metazoa; Chordata; Chondrichthyes; Orectolobiformes; Hemiscylliidae
Product: monocarboxylate transporter 13-like
Exons: 4
Coding region: 1-1353 (450 amino acids)
Biological process (GO): monocarboxylic acid transport; transmembrane transport
Molecular function (GO): monocarboxylic acid transmembrane transporter activity
Source: RefSeq, a predicted model, not a curated record